Molecule: messenger RNA, 5141 nt
Organism: Boleophthalmus pectinirostris (great blue-spotted mudskipper)
Lineage: Eukaryota; Metazoa; Chordata; Actinopteri; Gobiiformes; Gobiidae
Gene: kdm4b
Product: lysine (K)-specific demethylase 4B
Exons: 22
Coding region: 166-3918 (1250 amino acids)
Biological process (GO): chromatin remodeling
Cellular component (GO): nucleus
Molecular function (GO): histone H3K9 demethylase activity
Source: RefSeq, a predicted model, not a curated record
AAAAAAAAAAAAAAAAAAAAAAAAAGAUUAGCCUCAGCUGUGGCUAAUGCUAGAGGAAAAUUGAUCCAAGGAAUUUUGAAAACGAAACCAAAUCGGCGGAUCUGACAAGGAGUUUGUCCUUUAUUUGGUGCAGGAGAUUGACCUGCAGGUCUGUGAGGUAUUGCAAUGGCUACUGAGGCGCCCAUGGAACAGGGCCCUACCCCUGUUUUACCUCCUGCUCCUGACUCUCGUCUUCCCAAAGAAGAGAUGGUAACCCUGGGUCUACCGAUAGCCCCAACUCCUGAGCCUUCUCAAACCUUCGAGCAAGUUACUUCCCUGGGAGAAGCUGCACCCCCUCCACAAUGUGACCCACAGCCCACCCUAGUCCAGCUUCUUGCCUCAAUUCCUGUCCCUACACCUGCCCCUGUUCCUGUUUCAGCUCCUGUCUCUGCUCCUGCCACAUCUCCUGUCUCCGCCCCUGUCGCAGGCCACAAUGCAGCUCUUGUCUUGGGCCCUGAUUCGGCCCUUGUCUCUGGUGCUGUUCCUGGCUCACAGGUGCCACCGGCUCCUCUGCAGCCUCUGGUUCCUCCAGCCAGCACCAAGAACCCCAGCUGCAAAAUCAUGACAUUCAGACCCACGAUGGAGGAGUUCAAGGACUUUUCCAAAUACAUUGCCUAUAUGGAAACUCAAGGAGCUCAUCGUGCUGGUCUGGCAAAGGUAAUUCCUCCUGAGGGAUGGAAACCCAGAAAGAACUAUGAAACUAUUGAGGACAUGGUGAUCCCAGCUCCCAUUACUCAAGUCGUAACUGGCCAAUCUGGUCUGUUUACACAAUACAACAUUCAGAAGAAGUCCAUGACAGUUGGUGAAUAUCGCAAACUGGCCAAUAGCAAGAAAUACUGCACUCCUCGCCAUAAAGACUUUGAUGACCUUGAGAGGAAAUACUGGAAAAACCUGACUUUUGUAUCACCAAUCUAUGGGGCUGAUGUUAGUGGCUCCAUUUAUGAUGAGGAUGUCCAUGAGUGGAACAUCGGCCAUCUAAACACACUACUGGACAUGGUGGAGCAGGAGUGUGGCAUUGUCAUUGAAGGGGUCAACACUCCGUACCUGUAUUUUGGGAUGUGGAAAACAACAUUUGCCUGGCACACAGAGGACAUGGAUCUCUACAGCAUCAACUAUCUGCACUUCGGACAGCCUAAGUCCUGGUACUCCGUUCCUCCUGAGCAUGGCAAGAGGCUUGAGAGACUGGCACAAGGUUUUUUCCCAGGCAGCUCACAAGGCUGUGACGCCUUUCUUCGCCAUAAGAUGACUCUGAUCUCACCAUCCAUCCUGAAAAAAUACAGUAUCCCCUUUGACAGGAUAACUCAGAAUGAGGGAGAGUUCAUGAUCACUUUCCCUUAUGGUUAUCACGCUGGCUUCAACCACGGCUUCAACUGCGCAGAGUCCACUAACUUUGCCACUCUGCGUUGGGUGGAUUAUGGCAAGAUGGCUACACAGUGCACCUGCCGCAAGGACAUGGUGAAGAUCUCCAUGGAUGUGUUUGUGCGCUGCCUUCAGCCUGAACGCUAUGAGCUGUGGAAACAGGGCAAAGACACCACCAUGUUGGACCACCUGAAGCCCACCGAGCUGAGCAGCCCUGAAUUGGAGCGAUGGAAGAAGAGCCGUGUGGAGUACAGAGCCAGUGCCCUUCGCAAGGCCAUGCAGAAGAUGAAGCAGUUCAGACGCCUCAAACUGGAUGAGGUGAAGCUGCUGGCGGAGGAGGGUGUGGAGCUGGAUGCGGUCAGUUACCAGCGGCAGGUGGAGGAGCGUGAGGCCCAGCGCAGACAGGAGAGGGCUGAGCGUCUCGCCAGAGAGGCCAUGCUCACGUUGGAGGCCAUAGAGCUCAAGGAGCAGGAGGCUGCAGCCAAAGCAGCAGAGGAAGCUCUUUACAAUGAUGAAAUGGAGGAGAAGAACCAACUAAAGCAGCAGAGAAAAAUGGCACAUCUCCAUAGCGCCAUCACUGGGUUUGAGGAAGAAUUUGCGGCGUUUGCCAAAUCAGGUGUUACAGGUAUCCAGGUGGGGAACACGUUGAAAGAAGAAAAUCGUGACCUAAACAGUACUCAGCCAAGUUUCUCCAAAAUAAAAAUGCCUGCAGAAGUGAUGAAGAGCCGUCGCCACCCACUGAGCAAGCCGCCAAUGCGAUCGCCACUGUCCAUCGUCAAACAAGAAACCACCAAUGACAAAGAUCUUCCCUCUCGCUCUUCACCGGACAAUGAGGCGAAGAAGCAGGAACCCAUUUGGCAGAACAUCUCACAGAAAGGCUUCAAUGCUGCAGUGGCAGGACUCAGCCCACACUGUGCCAUCUGUGCCAUGUUCUGUCCCUAUGUCAAGAAUGGAAAAGAGCUUUCAAAAGAGCCUCCAAAAACCAAGGGAAGCAGAACUCGCCCUCUUGUUCCUGAAAUGUGCUUUAGUGCUGGAGCCGGAAAUACUGAACCUCUUCCCACCAACACUUACAUCGGAGAAGAUGGCACUAGUGUUCUCAUCAGCUGCUCAACCUGCCUUGUGCAGGUUCAUGCCAGUUGUUAUGGUGUGAAGCCAGACUCUGUGAGUGAUAACUGGACCUGUUCCAUGUGUGCAGCAGGUGCUUUCACUGUGGAGUGCUGUCUCUGCAACCUGCGCGGAGGAGCUUUGAAGACUACUACUGACAAACGGUGGGUCCAUGUGAUCUGUGCCAUAGGCGUGGCCGAGGCUCGCUUCGUCAAUGCUCUUGAACGAGAACCAGUGGAUGUCAGCGGCGUUCCUGAGACGCGCAAGAAUCUGAAAUGCGUUUACUGCCUGGGUCAGAAUUUCCAUCAGAACCGAGGAGCUUGUAUCCAGUGUUCCCAUGAGAACUGUGCCACCUCAUUCCACGUCACCUGUGCCCAGAUCGCUGGAGUCGUCAUGAAGCCCGCCGACUGGCCCUACGUCGUCUCUGUCACCUGCCACAAGCAUAAAAAGCCAAUGCCAAAGCCUCGAGUAGCACCCAAAGGGCCACAGGGUCCAUCUCUGGGACAGCGGGUGAUUGGGCGGAACGCUGAUGGCUGGUACUACCACUGUACCAUCAUCGGUAUGGCAACGCAAACACUGUAUGAGGUCAACUUUGACGAUGCUUCAUACUGUGACAACCUGUACCCUGAAAGCAUUCUGAGUCACGACUGUCUGCAUAAUGGUCCUCCAGAGAAGGGAGAGUUGAUUGUGGUCAGCACUACCGAAGGUCAAGUUUUGAACGCCGCAUUUAUCAGAGAACACAUUCACAAGUUUUAUCAGGUGGAGUUUCAGGACCAGAGUCAGUUGAUGCUCAAACACCAUGAGCUCUACAGCCUGGAGCAAGACCUGCCUAAACGCGUCAGAGCUCGACUUGCUAUACUUUCAACAGAGGCUCCCUCUGCACAGGAUGGCAGCACUGCAGCGAAGCGCCGCUGUCUGCCCUCUGGUACCACCUCUGCACCUCCUGCCGCAAACGCCGCCCCUAUGGCCCCCAUGGCAACUACACAAACGUCCUCUCCUCCAACGGUAGCCUCCACUGCAGUCCCUAAUAGUAUUAACUCAUCAACAGUGACCUCACCCCCCCUGAGGCAGGUUAGCCCUGUGCUGUCCCAGGGCGUCCCAGCUCCGUUGCCCCCAGCCAUGUCUGCUCAAACCAAUGGUCUACACAUGAACAGUAUUGGUGCAAUGGACACGAGCGCAGCACUUUCACACCAUCUCACAGUGUCGCCCCUCGCGGCAGACCCCACCCUGGGACUGCAGGCCACGCCCUUUCAGUCCACGUUGAACUCUGACCCUCUCCUGUCCACGCCGUCACCCCCUAUGCCCCCUCAGCAUAUGGCCCACAGCUACACGGCCAGUGGUAACUACGUGACCUACAUGGAGAGCCUCCUCAAUGCAAAUUUCCCUCAGGAAGACCCCGCGGGGCCCCUGUAUUAAACUAAUGUGAGCUUUUGGAGGAUGAAGAAUUAAGUUGGACAGUGUGACGUGCGCACUGGAGCUGGUACAGACACAUGAGCGCUCUUACUGCAUGGACUUCUGUGUUUAAGUUAAUAUAUUUGAGUGGUGCUUUAACCUGCACUUAUAGGACAGUGCUUUUUUUAAGUUCUUCUGUUUUCUUGUUAUUUUUAUAUAUUUUGUUUCCUUCAUGUGUCAUGACAGGGAGCAAACAUGUCUUCACCAUCAUAAACUCUGGGUGGAAUACCUCUGCAUUUCCUGAACUGCACACUCUGACUUUGUGAUUUAGAAAACUUAUUAUUUGUUAAUAUUUAAUUUUUUGUUUGUUUGUUUGUUUUUGAGGUGGGAAUCAAAUAACCAGCAGCAAUGAACAUUUUCUGAUUCCUGCCACUUCUGAGCUUCUGAGUCAUCUUCAGUUUAUCUUGUCAUGACGAUGUAUUUUCUUGUUGAGGGUAUAAAAUGGGAAAUGGGAAUUAAAAUGUAUUGUAUAGGAAGCUCAGUAUUUCAAUGUCCUAGUCAUAUAUUGAUAUAAUUAUUUGUACUAGAAGAACAUGUUGGAUGCAAACACUAGUCUAUUGUCUGCAGAAUGCAUUACAAUUGUGAAAAUGUCACAGUAGUUGAGCUAUGAGAGGUUAUGUAUUGAACUAAAAGGCGGCUUCACUUUUUAUAUCAACAUUAGUCUCAGGGUUCCUACAUCAGAGUAAUAAUACAACAUUUUCUAAUACUACUGCCCAUAUGAAAGCACUGUUUGACUCUCUCAUUUGGUCUCAGCACAUAAUGAUUAUCUCUUGCAACUUGUAAAAAUGGCUUAUUGGCGAAACUAUGUAGGAGCCCUUACUCAACAUUUUGUACCAAACUUGUAUGUUGAAACAUAAUUGUACAAUAUCUGUGUCUUAUUUCUAUGACUCUGUUCUUACCUAUACUCAUGUUCACUUUACUACAAUGCUGGCCUGAAAUACUACAGCUGACAGUUACAGGUUCAUGAAUGUUUUGAACAUAACUUUCACUUGCCCUACAGAAUAAACCUGCUAUUGAAAGCCCAAUACUGUGUAAAUACCACAGGCCAUAACUAUUGUGAAUCAGAUUCUCUUUGUUUUCUUUCUGUCCUUUCAGCUAAAUCUUUCAAUCUGUUAUUAUUACUAUUAUUAUGUAUCAAAUUAAUGACCCACCAUGAUGUCAUACACAUUAAAACUUGCUAGUCGCCA